Messenger RNA from Closterium sp. Yama58-4, 2583 nucleotides. NCBI's taxonomy places the organism in Eukaryota, Viridiplantae, Streptophyta, Zygnematophyceae, Desmidiales, Closteriaceae. The record is from the annotation of a GenBank genome assembly.
AUGCACCUUAUCUGCUGGCCAGGCUCGAGGUCUCGUUUUAGGCUCUCUUUCACUCCGGAAAGCGAUCGAAGGUUCUGCCAUUUACUUCAGAUGUCACUGCGCCACGCACCAGGAACCUUCAAAGCUUUUGGAGCUUCUCGACCGACGACUCCUAGCUCAGCGUCAUGUAACGGCACGGGAGGCAGUAGCGCUGCGGUAGCGUGCUCGAGAAGCAAGAUAAACUUCGCCGUGGGUAGCUGGCUGCUGUUCCUGCGUGGCUUCGUGCUGCUACUCGUUCUACUAGCAGUCGUAGUUGGAAUCGGCUUAUACAACCCGCUAGGGCGCGGCUUCUCUCUCGCGCCAUGCAGCAACGCGUGGUCACUUAAAGCUCAUCGAAGCCUACGAGACAUGGCCGUGCCGCAGGUUGCCGCUGCUUCCGAGGGGGAUGAAGCAGCGGCCGAUAAUGACGUCAACACGGCGGAUGACUCGCUUCCUUCAGACCUUGACUCCAAUUCAAUGGCCGCCACAAGGCUAUCCUUUAAAUCUUCGAGAGUGCGCGCAGCGGCGGAGGCGGCGGCGGCGGUGAACGUGGCGUUUGGGCGGCGGUUGCGCGUGUACGUGUACGACCUGCCGCGGGAGUUUAACUACGGCAUGGUGGAACUCUUUUCUCGCAACCGAAACAUCGCCAUUCCUGACGGCGUCGACCCUCCCCCUGGCGAGUGGUGGCUACUGCGAGACCUCCUCAAACCAGAGCACGAGCGGCGCAACUCCCCGGCGGUGCGGGUGACGGACCCGGCGGACGCGGACGUGUUCUUCGUGCCCGUCUUCUCGUCGCUCAGCCUCGUCGUGAACCCGCUGGGGCUCGUGCGCAACUACCAGCUGCGCGCCGAUGCGUGGGACGACAAGGCCAUGCAGGAGCGCCUCAUGGACUGGCUCGAGCUCCAGGAGCCGUGGCGCAGGAGCCGCGGCCGCGACCACGUCAUCCCCGCGCAGGUACGUGCGCCCGUGGUGCCGUGCGCCCAGAGGCUCGUGAUCUGGCUCCCCUUGUUCAACGUCCCGUUUUCUACCCGGGCAGCACCGCAUUUUCCUCGCUCAACCCCCGUCCCCCAUUUCCGCGGUUCCAUCCCCUCUCUCCGGACUUCUCUCCCCUUUCCUCCCCUCUUCCACGCACCGCCACCCACCAUCACCCUCCGCCAUCGCUGGCAGGACCCGAACUCGCUGUUCACGGUGCUGACGCGGCUGCGGCGGGCGAUGCUGCUGGUGUCGGACUUUGGGCGCGUGGCGGCGUGGCAGGCGAACCUGAUGAAGGACGUGGUGGUGCCGUACGUGCACCGCGUGUCCACCUACUCGCCCAAGGACGAGGACGACGACCGCCGCAGGGGAGUGUACGGCAACCGCACCACGCUAUUGUUCUUCAUGGGGAAUAGAUACAGGAAGGACGGAGGGGCGGUGCGAGACGCGCUGUUCAAGUCGCUGGAGCAGGAGAAGGACAUGAUACUCAGAGAGGGCACACCCACUGUGGAGGGCCGACGAGCCACACGUGCGGGCAUGCGCACGUCGCAGUUCUGCCUGCACCCAGCGGGGGACACUCCCUCUGCAUGCCGCAUGUUUGACGCGAUUGUGAACCUGUGCGUGCCCGUGGUGGUGAGCGACGACAUCGAGCUGCCCUUUGAAGACGUGCUCGACUACCGGGAGUUUGCGGUGUUUGUACCGACGGUGAAGGCGGUGAGGAAGGGGUACCUGGGCAAGCUGCUGAGGAGUCGCAAGAUGCAGAGCCGCCUGCCAGCCAUGCAGCAGAGGCUGCGAGAGGUGCGGCAUUUCUUUGAGUGGGACGCAGAGGACGGCACAGUGAACCAGGUGUGGCGGCGAGUGGCGGCCAAGCUGCCAGCCAUCCGCGAGAUGAUCCACAGGGAGAGGCGCAUGGUGCGCGGGGGCCUCAGCAACUGCUCAAUGGUUUGCACGGCUCGCAGCGUUAACUCCCACAAGGCCAGCACAGGCAGCACCAGCCCUGGCGGCAGCGAGAAGAGCACUGGCAGCAGCAACGGUUCUGAGGCCAUGGCUUCUGUGUCGGCUCCUGCCGUUUCUCUGCCUGCGGCAACGUUGUCAACUCCGUCCGCACCGUCAUCUGGUGAUGCUGUGGGUUCUGCGUCCGCCUCCACCCCGUCGGUCUCCGCCUCCUCGGAUUCCCUGCUCUCGUCGUCCCUAAUGAAGGAGCGGGUAUCGUCAGCAUCAGAUUUGAAAGCGUCGGGAGGGCUGGCAGGAUCGGAAGCGCUAGAAACACCAGGAGAUUCAGAAGGGGCGGCAGAGGCGUUGGAUGCGUCGGCGCGUGCAGCUGAAGCAGAAUCUGAGACGGAAUUCAAUCGGGGUUUAGAAUCAGAACUAGAAUCCGAGGCUACUUUGAGAUCUGAAUCGACCUUGAAUACAGAACCAGAGUCGGAUCGAGAUCUGGAAGCUGACUCUGCGGCAUCGCCUGAUUCGGACUCAGCAUCUGAUAGCAGUCAAGGCGACAGUGCUGAGGAUGGUGGUGGGGAUGGUGGAGGGGAAGGUGGUGUGGAUGCUGGUGGGGAUGCCAGUGAGGACAGCAGUGCUGUGGAGGAGGAAUAG